AUGCAGCUCUUCACCAUUCUUGCACUUGCGUGCACAGCGCUCGCAAAGCGAGAUAGCAGACACGUUCGAAAAGCCAACCCUCCACCAGAGCUCAAAGCUCGAUCCCCAACGCCUGCAGCGAACUGGCAGCCACCGCAUUACUCGCACCCACCGAAACCGAUCAUCCCUUCAAACCCCAAGACUCGCAAAUUCGCCGUCGAUGGCACUAAGAUCCCCGACGUCGACUUCGAUGUUGGUGAGAGUUACGCUGGUCUCCUCCCCAUUUCAAACGCCACGAAUGCCUCCGAGCUCUACUUCUGGUUCUUCCCAACACAGAACCCCGAAGCCACAGACGAGAUCCUGAUUUGGCUGAAUGGUGGGCCAGGAUGUAGCAGUUUGGAGGGCUUGUUGCAAGAGAAUGGGCCUUUUCUUUGGCAGUAUGGCACGUACAAGCCGGUGAAAAAUCCUUAUACUUGGGCGAACUUGACGAAUGUUGUGUGGGUUGAGCAGCCUGCUGGGACUGGAUUCAGUCAGAAGAAAGGUGUCCCUGCCGCAACGAACGAGAUUGAGGUUGCGGAACAGUUUCUGGGCUUCUUCAAAAACUUCGUGGAUACCUUCGAUCUGCACAACCGCAAGGUCUACAUUACCGGCGAAUCGUAUGCUGGAUACUACGUGCCUUACAUUGCGGAUGCCAUGCACAACAAGACGGACAAGAGAUACUACAAUGUGGAGGGUAUCAUGAUCUACGACCCAUCGACCACCUACGGUGUCGUGGCCGACGACAUCCCCGCUGUGCCUUUCGUCGACCAAUGGUCUGAGCUCUUCAAUCUCAACAAGACGGUCCUCGAUCAUCUCCACGCGAGGCAUGAGGCUUGUGGGUAUGCUGCAUUCAUGGAAAAGGCUCUGACCUAUCCACCCACCGGACCUCUGCCAACCCCGCCGAAUGUCGAUCAGCGCGACAGGAGCUGUAGUCUAUGGAACCAGAUUUACAGUGCAGCGUUGUUGGUCAACCCUUGCUGGGACGAGUACCAGGUCGCCACGACUUGUCCAUUGCUCUGGGAUGUCCUCGGAUUCCCAGGAAGUUUUGGAUACUCACCUCCAGGAGCAUCCAUCUAUUUCAACAGGACAGACGUUCAGCGUGCCAUCAACGCGCCUCUCAUGGAGUGGGCAGAAUGCAGCGAUGGUGUCCUUGACACAGAUACUUCGGAUCCAUCUGGACUCAGCGUUCUGCCUCGAGUCAUCGAGAAAAACAACAGGACCAUCAUCGGGCACGGAACGCUCGAUUUCAUCCUCAUCUUGGAUGGCACCCUCAUGAUGAUUCAGAACAUGACCUUUAACGGAAAGCAAGGGUUCAGCACGCCUCCGAGCGAGUGGAGCGAUUUCUACGUUCCCUACCACGAAGAGCUGAACCAGGGCACGUUCGCGGGAGCUGGCGUCUUUGGAAAUUGGCAUACGGAGAGAGGUCUGACAUUUGUGAGGACUGAGCUUUCCGGUCAUAUGAUCCCACAAUAUGCUCCAAGUGCCUCGUAUCGCCAGCUGGAGUUUCUGCUUGGAAGGAUCAGCAAUCUGGGCGAGGUGUCUAACUUCUCGACGCAGAAGGGGAAUUAUGGGAACGGCAAUGCUACGAUGAAGAUGUUCUAG
Molecule: messenger RNA, 1620 nt
Organism: Zasmidium cellare ATCC 36951
Lineage: Eukaryota; Fungi; Ascomycota; Dothideomycetes; Mycosphaerellales; Mycosphaerellaceae
Exons: 4
Coding region: 1-1620 (539 amino acids)
Biological process (GO): proteolysis
Molecular function (GO): serine-type carboxypeptidase activity
Source: RefSeq, a predicted model, not a curated record